Molecule: messenger RNA, 975 nt
Organism: Cebus imitator (Panamanian white-faced capuchin)
Lineage: Eukaryota; Metazoa; Chordata; Mammalia; Primates; Cebidae
Gene: SDHAF4
Product: succinate dehydrogenase complex assembly factor 4
Exons: 3
Coding region: 35-361 (108 amino acids)
Biological process (GO): mitochondrial respiratory chain complex II assembly
Cellular component (GO): mitochondrion
Source: RefSeq, a predicted model, not a curated record
UUUGCGCCUGUGCAGAGUUUGGGGAGUCGGCGCCAUGACCCCAUCAAGGCUUCACGGGUUCCUUUGCCGAGUCUCGUCCACCGCGUGGAGAACUGCAAGAUCACCCUUUUUGUGUCGUUCUCUGAGGAAAACAAGUUCUUCUCAAGGAGGAAAGUCUGAACUUGUCAAACAGUCCCUUAAGAAGCCAAAGUUACCAGAAGGUCGUUUUGAUGCACCAGAGGGUUCCCACUUAGAGAAAGAACCACUGGAAAAAUUUCCAGAUGAUGUUAAUCCAGUGACCAAAGAAAAAGGUGGACCCAGGGGCCCAGAACCUACACGAUACGGAGAUUGGGAACGAAAAGGACGCUGUAUUGAUUUUUAAGUCACAUAUUCUUUAAGCUCAGUAUUGUUUUCUGAAUACGUACAUCUGAAUUAACUUAUUUCUGAUUAUUUUCUUUCUUUACGUCCUUCAUGUCAUGUAGUUUCCAUAAUGUGUUUAAAUAUAUAUACGAUGGCUUUAGAAGAAAAUAUGCUGCUAUAAAUUAGGAAAGGGAAAAUAUAAUCAUUAACAUAUGUUAAUUUAAUAAGUGUAGAAAUAUAUAUAUAUAUAUAUUUUUUUUUUUUUUUUAUGAGACAUAGCCUCGCUGUGUUGCCCAGGCUGGAGUGGAAUGGCACUAUCCCAGCUGCAGCAACCACCCCACCAGGUUCAAGCAGUUUUCCUGCCUCAGCCUCCUGAGUACUGGGAUUACAGGAACCCACCACCAUGCGUGGCUAAUUUUUGUAUUUUAAGUAGUGACAGGGUUUUGCCAUGUUAGCCAGGCUGAUCUCGAACUCCUGACCUCAGGUGAUCCACCUGCCUCAGCCUCCCAAAGUGCUAGGAUUACAGGAAUGAGUCACCAUGCCCAUCCUAGAAAUGAUUCUUAGAGCUGUAGGCCUUUACUUCAUCAUUUUUCAGUUUAAAUUAGUUGCUUACAAAAUGCACAAAUAAAAUAAUUU